Coprinopsis cinerea okayama7#130 is the source of this 618-nucleotide messenger RNA. RefSeq lists its product as hypothetical. The record is from RefSeq and is a predicted model, not a curated record. NCBI's taxonomy places the organism in Eukaryota, Fungi, Basidiomycota, Agaricomycetes, Agaricales, Psathyrellaceae. Bases 1 to 618 code for a protein of 205 amino acids. The transcript has 6 exons.
AUGGAGAACAGAUCUCAUGAUAACCUUAACCGCACUGGCGGGAUACCAGCUUUGAUAGAUGUCAGUGAUAGCGAAAGCGACAUCGGCGGUCGGGAAUCGCCCGGGAUAAUGACCUUAGGCGGGGAUGUAGAGUCGGUUAGACGCCGACCCGCCAACGGAACACGCCCAGCGACCCUCGAUGAAGGCGAACCGAUGGGGAGUGGCGGAGUUGGCGAUCCUCCAAGGGAGCGCGAUGGUAGGUCCAUCGAGAACCGACGACCACAUCUUGCCAACUCACCAGCCCAUGCUGAUGCAUCGAUGACUGCUCCAUCCCCUGGGGCUUAUGCAGGCGGGACCAUAGCAGGGGACCACGCCUCAAACACUGCAGCACCCGUCAUUUCUGGUGUACCCCUUUACCUUGGGGGAGGGCGUCCCCUACCCUCCCAGGUUGAUGGUGUCGGUUUCUACAGGCUUAGCCCACUCGCCGACCGCGCUCGCAACACCCGCCCUCUUAACGCGGAAGUUAUGCGAAUGCUCCUCCAGGACACCCGUUCCACCGACAGCGGGUUCACACUUAAUUCCGGUCGCCACCGAAUUCCGGAAGACCACUUGGAGCGCGGAGGGGAUGAGUCCGCUUAG